CCUCCCCGGGGUCGUCCUCGUAAAGAGAGCCGGAGGAAAUCAGUAGAUCGCAAAGGGAUCUGAAGCGAUCGCUUGCUGAAAAUGCCACUCGGGUCGGAGGGCUGUUUGGGGAGGGGUGGCAGCAAGCUACGUGGCUGGAGUGACGGCCGGCGAGGCGAGCGGCUGGAGCAUGUGAGGAGCUGCCCGAGGGAUCACUCGUAUUUUCAUUUCAGCUUCUUCAGGUGAAACACUACUGACUUGUUACUUCAUGGCUACCCUGACGUUUUAUCAACAGGACAAGGGAGCUGCACAACUCAGGAUGCUCCUGCCCUGGUCUGUGCCUUUAGAAGUGUGACGCUCGUCGGUGCUGGGUGCCGGACAGGCAGGAUCGGUCCGCAGCCAAGAUGGUGGCGUUUAACUGGAAGGCUUUGGAGAAUUUCCCACUGCUGAUGUACAUUUUGGCAGCUAAAACGUUGAUUCUUUGCUUAGCGUUUGCUGGCGUAAAAAUGUACCAGAGCAAAAGAAUUGAAGAAAAAUUGAAGAGGGAACGUGAAGAGAAAUUGAAAAGAGAAUCAGAGAAGAAGGAUGAUUGAAGAGUCUCUCAGAUUUUCUGACACUUGGCAGCUUGCUUGGAUUCCUUUCCUGGGAGAACGAAGGCUUCCCGUAGAUGAAGGAUGUGUCAAAGGAAUAAAACCCUCAAGAGUAACAUUCACUUAAACUGUAUCUCAACUUUUUAUACGUACAGCAAAAUAUCUAAGCCUCUAUUUAUGCAAUAAAAAAAAACUUUGUAA
Cygnus atratus (black swan) is the source of this 770-nucleotide messenger RNA. RefSeq names its product small integral membrane protein 11 (gene SMIM11). The transcript has 6 exons. NCBI's taxonomy places the organism in Eukaryota, Metazoa, Chordata, Aves, Anseriformes, Anatidae. The record is from RefSeq and is a predicted model, not a curated record. Bases 384 to 572 code for a protein of 62 amino acids.